Closterium sp. NIES-65 is the source of this 2352-nucleotide messenger RNA. NCBI's taxonomy places the organism in Eukaryota, Viridiplantae, Streptophyta, Zygnematophyceae, Desmidiales, Closteriaceae. The record is from the annotation of a GenBank genome assembly.
AUGGUAUAUAAGAUAUACAUUUACAACACCACCUGGUCCCACCUGGUUCCACCUGGUCCCAACCCCAAGUGGAGUCAAGGUCCCACCUGGUUGCCUGAGGGUGUGUCUCGGCUUGCCAUGGGCAGCACACUUCCCUUCUGGUUCACCGCAUUGAACCGCUCUCCACCACCGUACCACCCAACAGGGCUGUCCUGGAUCUGCAAACGGCAAGAAGGGGCAGAAUUGGCGGGAAGGCAAGGCCCUCUCUCACCUGCACCCCUCUCUCACCUGCACCCCUCUCUCACCUGCACCCCUCUCUCACCUGCACCCCUCUCUCACCUGCACCCCUCUCUCACCUGCACCCCUCUCUCACCUGCACCCCUCUCUCACCUGCACCCCUCUCUCACCUGCACCCCUCUCUCACCUGCACCCCUCUCUCACCUGCACCCGUCUCUCACCUGCACCCCUCUCUCACCUGCACCCCUCUCUCACCUGCACCCCUCUCUCACCUUCAGCUCCAGGUGCAGAGGCGCUUCAAAGGGGCGCUGUGCACGCCGUGCUGCUGCUGGCUGGCGCAUGUUGGAGGCAUGCACGGGCAGGGGUGGUGGAAUGCACGGGCAGGGGUGGUGGAACGCACGGGCAGGGGUGGUGGAAUGCACGGGCAGGGGUGGUGGAACGCACGGGCAGGGGUGGUGGAAUGCACGGGCAGGGGUGGUGGAAUGCACGGGCAGGGGUGGUGGAACGCACGGGCAGGGGUGGUGGAAUGCACGGGCAGGGGUGGUGGAAUGCACGGGCAGGGGUGGUGGGCGAACGGGAGGGCAGGGGGGAAGGGAGAGGGCUAUGUUACCGCGGGCCGAGGAUGCUGCGCUCGAUGCUGUUGUGGGAGGUGCGAAGAAAGGCCGCAUCACCGACUUCAUUGGCGACGAGGCGCAAUGCAACAAGGGCGAGGCGGACAACUCCGUCUGUAUGCUCUUCGUCGGCUGUCGCAUUCCCGAACACCACGCCGACAACCCGUUGUGGAGUAACAUGGUCAGGGCCAUCAACAACGCACCUCACGGUUAUGCCGCGCCGCGCCGUACCUACGUGGGAGGAGCUGGGCUGAAACAAUGCCGGCAGGGCCUCGAGAAGGGGCUUCAGCCCAUCGCCGCGAGCUGGAAGAGUGAUGUCGUCACUGUCUCCUCCGACUUGAUGACCGAUCGCCCUUUGCAUGGACGGGGGCUCUCAAACUACCGGGCUGCCUGCAAGGAGCUGAUGGCGGAUUGGCCGCACAUCGAGUACGUGCCAUGCGCUACGCACGUGCUCGACCUCCUGAUGGAGGACGUGGGCAAAAUCACGUGGUGCAAGGACAUUGUGGAUCGGUGCGGGGACAUUAUCAUCUACAUGGUGCUGAGCGAGGAAUACGCCAACUUGUCGGCGGGGGCUAGGAAGCUGACGGCGGAUACGUUCCGCGGCCACGUCAUGGACGACGCAUGGUGGAAGAACGCUACGUACCUGGUGGAGCUCUUGGCGAUUCCAAUCAAGGUGAUGCGGGCCACGGACAGCAGCGCGAAAGGCAUGAUGGGAACCAUCUACGACGUUAUGCUGCAGCUGACCGAGGACGUGAACGACAAGCUGGAAGCGGGGGAGAAGAUUCUGUCGCGGGCGGUUGCGGAUGACAUUGGGAAGACUGUUAGGCGCCGUUGGGAUGAGAGCCUUGCUUGCGCUCUUCACGUUGUGGGGCGGAUCCUGAACCCGGAAAAUCAGGAAGAGGGUACAUUCAGCAACGACAUGGAAUGUACCCGCAUCUUCAAGGCGUUCAUCGCACGUCACUACGACGGUAAGACGUUCACCAACAAGGACGGUGAGGAGAGGCGGGCCUCUCCUGUUUUGCAGGAGGGGCUCACGGCCUUCCUCACCCUUGAAGGAUCCUUCGGCCUCCCUGAGGCAAUUGCUAACAGGGAGGCCGUGAAGGCAAGCAAGCACUCGAUGGUGCAGUGGUGGGGAUGGCACGGGACUGACCACCCCCACCUGGCCAGCCUUGCAUGCCGUGCCCUGACACAGCCGGUGUCGGCCUCGCCUUGUGAGCGCGGGUGGGCAUCGUGGGAGUCGGUGCACACUGCCCGCCGCAACAAGCUAGGCUCGGAGAAGCUCCGAGACCUAGUUUAUGUGACCCACAACUGGCAUGUGGUCCACAAGUACCACAAGCCGGGUGAGUCACUGGCGGUGCUUCCGGGCAACACCCCUGAACCUGCUCUGCCGGAGGGAUACAACAAGGAGAAGGAAGGGGAGGAGGAGGAGGAGGAGGAGGAGGAGGAGGAGGAGGAGGAGGAGGAGGAGGAGGAGGAGGGGGAGGAGGAGGAUGAUGUCGUGCUGGCCGAUGAGUACGUGGAGUAA